GUGUUUAAUUAGAUAAAUAAUCCGUGCAAAUUAAUUGCCGUCAUAUGCGUGCAUACCAAACAUGCACACCACAUGGACUUUGUUGGUGAUUCAGCUCCUUUCGUACCAGGCGCUCGGAUUCCUAUUCACUAAUGAAAGAUCUAACCAAUGUCCAUCGCUAUCUGCUGAAACAGCGUUUAUAGAGUACAUAGACAAUGUCACGAUGCUGAUCGAAAUUCCCAAAGAAUUGGAAUUAGUUCAAGAGCUCACUUUUCACUCGGGUGAAUGUAAUGUGAAUUAUCACAUGGCCCCUGUCACUCUUGAUGUCGAGGAUCAAGAAAAGGGGGACAUAUCAACCCAGAUGCUUUCCUAUGACAAGAACGUCAUCCUGCCGAUUUCCCCUCUUAUUCGGACGGCUAAGUUCGCCUUUGACGAGCCCCUGUACACGGAACGGAUCAAGCUCAGAUCGAGUUAUCCGUUGGGAUGUGUGCGGGUGCACGUAAAUGGUUGUGGCACUAGUGGAAUGUGUCGAAGGGAAACAUCGCCAUGUGGUUACAAUGGGAUUUGCAUUGGCGAGCAACGAUGUGCCUGUACACCACCUUACGUAGGAAGGAUUUGUAAUUCGAAAGCCAACGACAUACUUAUAGACGAUUAUUCGCCCAUACUGCAAAUGCAAAAGGUUGUGUUUACGAAAGCUGGCAAACUCCAAACGUAUGGUAAUGUAACAGUAGUGCAAGACGACAGCACUGGGCGACGAUCCAGAAGAACUUUUGGUUAUUUUGGUGGACACCAUUAUUACCAGAUGCACGGAGGAAGCUGCAUGCCUCAGACGAGUCAAAGUUAUCCCAGCUCGAACUUCUACGGACACCAUUGCUCAAGCAGCCCGUAUUCCGUAUUUCACAACUCUCACAAUAAUGGAUUCUCACACAGCUGCAAUGCAAUAUUCGGGCAUUCACAUGACCAUCAAUCAGGUAAAAGACAAGAAGCAGUAACUGAAUUUUGGAUAUACUAG
This is a messenger RNA of Mya arenaria, 991 nucleotides long. RefSeq lists its product as uncharacterized. The transcript is spliced from 5 exons. Bases 62 to 991 code for a protein of 309 amino acids. NCBI's taxonomy places the organism in Eukaryota, Metazoa, Mollusca, Bivalvia, Myida, Myidae. The record is from RefSeq and is a predicted model, not a curated record.